Messenger RNA from Brassicogethes aeneus, 1884 nucleotides. NCBI's taxonomy places the organism in Eukaryota, Metazoa, Arthropoda, Insecta, Coleoptera, Nitidulidae. The record is from the annotation of a GenBank genome assembly.
AUGUAUAGAGCUAGACGUCGUCUAUUAGGCGGCGUGAUGCAGCAGCACACAAACAUGGUUGGAACAUUCUGGAUCCCGGGAGGUUUGCACUCGUUGGAUCUGCUGUGGCUGUGCGACUUCAAAGCUGUUCUUGUUGGAAACUCAAGGGGAAGGACGUUUGAUGAUGAUGCUGGUGGUGGAGCUCUGCGGUUGCCGCAGAUGAUCGUCCUACAUACCCCAUUUGCAAUUCAUUCAAGGUUUACGUUUCAGGUGGCCGUUAAAAUAAUGGAUAUGGACAAAAUAAAGGAGGAAUACGUCAUUAAAAAUCUUUAUAGGGAGGCUACGAUCAUGGCCAAGCUGAAUCAUCCCUGCAUUUCUGCCCUUUUUCAAACCAUGCAACGAUCGGAUAAUGUAUACUAUCUGGUUACGGAGCUGGUGUCUGGAGGCGACCUUUGCACAUUCAUCAAAUCUCAGCGUAAUGGAAAACUGGAAGAGAGGGCGACCAGAAUAUAUGCCAGACAGUUCGCGUCGGCCUUAUCUCAUAUGCAUAACUUGGGGGUGGUUCACAGAGACUUGAAAAUGGAGAACGUGAUUCUAAACUCGAUCCAGACGCAAAUCAAGAUCGUCGACUUCGGUCUGAGCAACAUCUGGACGCAGGAGACCAUGCUUCGGACUCACUGCGGCUCCCCGGAGUACGCAGCUCCGGAACUCUUUGUUACCGGCAAGAAGUACGGACCGGAGGUGGAUCUCUGGAGUCUCGGCAUAAUUCUGUACGGCAUGGUGGUGGGUCAAUUGCCGUUCGUGUGCGGCAAGAGCGAGAGCCUUUCAUCCCAGGAGCGCAGAAAGAAGCUGGUGCUGCUGAUAAAUCGAGGCCUUGUGAGCAAUCAGAAACGUGCUCUGGCUCCGUUUUCCAGCGAUUUUCGACAUCUGGUAAACACGCUGCUUAAUGCUGAUGCCGACAAGAGGCUCGGCGUCAAAGAGCUUAUUACUCAUCCGUGGAUAACGGAAAAGGGGAAGAAAUAUAUACGCACUAAUCCCCUUAAGCAUCUCGACAAACAAAUGCAGGCAAAGAUUAUUUCCGAGGUGUCCCUUUUGACAGACGUUAAUCCAGAAACAGUUGUGGAUUUAAUUAAAAGCGAACCGUUUGAUAAGGUAGCAGGAAUGUACCAUAUUUUAUCUCAUAGGCAUCGAUUAAACCAACUAAAUGGGGACGGAGUUACAAAAAAUCUAGGAUCCGAGAUUAUACUGAACUGUGAGCAUAGUUCACUAUAUUUCAAGGAAUUUCCAACUAGAGGCAGACCUUGCAGUGGUCAUCCAGACAACUGCCAAAUAGAAGAUAAGGAACUAAAAAAAUCUAAAAAACAGACUCAAAUGGACAUAAAUAGAAUACCGGAUUACAGGCAAAUAAAAUCUCCAACUUUAAGAAGGAAAGCAUACUCUGCUGCUUUGGAUAAAAAAUCAACGAGUAAUAGUAAUACCAAACCACGAGAAAACAAGCAUGCGUUACUUGAUUUAACCGAAAAUGGAGUCGAUGUGAAUGAUGUUAAGAAUAUUGUAUGUUCCCGUACAAAGAACCCACUGGGUUUUUAUGAUGGUAUAAAGUGUACAAAAGUUCAUAAAGAGGAUAAAUCCAAAAUUCCGAUUAUCAGGCAAACGCAAUCGGCAAAUGUAAAAAGUAAACCAAAAGCUAAAGAAAAGAUUACGAAGGAUGUCAAAAAAAUGCACUCCUUGGAUGAAGCUUUGGCGACCAAAGUAAAAAAAGUUGAAAAAUUUGAUUGUAACCUAAAAGUUCCUAAAAAAGAUGCGUUGUUUUCCAUUGAGGAUUAUGAAAGAGUAAAACUUAGAUCUCAAUUGGCUUCCGGCAAGAAAGCAUUUGUAAAAAAACAAACAAAAAAUGGUGGUUAA